Molecule: messenger RNA, 1203 nt
Organism: Cordyceps fumosorosea ARSEF 2679
Lineage: Eukaryota; Fungi; Ascomycota; Sordariomycetes; Hypocreales; Cordycipitaceae
Exons: 1
Coding region: 1-1203 (400 amino acids)
Source: RefSeq, a predicted model, not a curated record
AUGCCCUCGCUCGGCGCCGCCCUGCGCAGCAUCCGCUCUCAAAUCCCCGGCCUCAGCUCCGACCCCCGACCUCCCGCCGACCGCACCCCCCGCUAUCCGCCGCUCCCUCCGUGCGCUCCCUCCGCUGUUGUCGCUGCCCCUCUCCCCUCCGCCACCGCUUCCUCCCCGCUCUUCACGCGACUCCCCGCCGAGCUCCGGCACCUCAUCCUCGUAGCCGCCUUUGGCGACCUCGUCGUGCACAUGCAUCUGUCCCUCGAACGGCCUCCGCGCCGCCCCCGCAGGAACGCCCGCCGCGGGCCCGUGGCCGCCGCUAACUAUGCGGGCCACCCCGGGCGCCACGCGUUCGACCCGGACGCGCGUCCCUUCUGGCGCUGGCGCAGCUCCCGCUGCCACUCGCACUGCAGCCUCGCCCCCGGACUCUGGGGCACGGCGCUGUCUUCGGGCUUCGGCGGUGACCGCGACUACUGCGUCGCCGGCGAGAGCUGUGGCCACCCCGGCGCCCCGGAGUCGUGCCGCCUCGGCGCGCUCGGCUGGCUCCUGACCUGCCGGGAGGCAUACCGCGAGGGCUUCCCCGUGCUUCUCGGCGCCAGCACGGUGCGCCUGCACGGCACGUUCAUGUUCGCGCGGCUGCCCGCGCUGCUCCCUCCAUCCACCCUGGAAAGCCUCGUCUCCGUGGCGCUCUUCUGGGACCUCGGCUGGCUACCCGCUCACCCCCGGCCGCGGCCGCGCCCCGGCGACCACCCGGAGGAGUACGACUUCAUGGAGGGCCUGCUGCGGCUGCUCGCGCGGCUGCCGUCCACGCUGCCGAGUGUCCGCCGGCUGCACCUCUCCCUGCAGUGCGGUGACUUCGGGGAGGAUAGUGGCGCGGUGUGGCGGGCGUACGGGGCGCGGUGCCCGGCGGUACACGCGCGAGUCGAGGGGCUGGCGCGGAUGGUGCUGGCGGAGGUGCUGCGGAUGCCCCAGCUGAGCGAGUUUAGGUUGGCGCUGCCGAGGAGCAUGUUCAUGCCGUGGGUGCAGGAGGAGCUGGCCGUGACGCUGCGGUUCGAGGAGGCCUGUUGGGCGGAGCUGCCGGCGGAGGCGCUGCGGAGAGAGGUCCCGGCGGACUUGACAGGCGGCGAGGAGAGCGUGGCGGAAAUGGAUUCGUACUGGGUGGUUCUUGGGGUCUCGGACCUGCCGCCGUUGACGAUACGCUGCUUCUGCUAG